UUUCCUGCGCAGGGCGGACCCGCGCCGCGCCUCGCCUCACCCCGCCCCCCGGCCACCGCCCGGCCCCGCCCCGGCUCUCGCGAGACCGCGCCCCGUCCCCGCCUUGCCCGGGAGCGAAGGGCGGUGCGGCACUGGGGCGGUGGGGCGUGAAGCAUCCUGGGUAAUGUAGUUCCCAGCUGGGGGCCAGGCCGUGGUAUGCAGGGGGCGGGGUAAAGACAGUGGCUUAGCCUAUAGCGGGGCGGGGGCGGGGGGACGCCAAUGGAGGUUCGGCCCGCCAUGUUGGUAAAGGAGGCGAGUAGGGGGGCCGCCAUCUUGUUGAGGGGAAGGGAGCUGUCUGGUGAAGCGAUUUCGCUCGGCUGCACGGUGGGGGGCUGCGCUGCUUUCUACCACAAGAACGUCAAUGGCAACUUCGCUUAGCACGGUCUGGGGCACCGCCAGCCACGGCGCUUCUGAGUGCAUGGGUUCUCCUGAGCGCUUAUGUGGGUGCUUGUUCCCCCUAGCAGCAGACUCUUUCUCCUUCGGCGGGCCCCUGUUCUGCCACCCCCCCCCGGAGCAGUACACAGGGUUCUAAAGAAGGAGAAGCAGCAGGUGUCGUGGCAGUGCCCAGCAGCGUGGUAGGCGUCAUUAAUCCAUCAGUUCCCUCCCUGUAGCUAAACUGCCAUUAAAAAUUUUUAAGAGGGAGGCUUCUGGGAAGUCCUCACGACCUGUAAUUGCUUGGAAGUUCAGAUUGGCCCUAAUGCCUUUUGUGACAGGAGUGAAAAGUAAGCAUCGGAGAGGGUAAAGCAAUUACAUAAACUCCUUAAAUAAUCUGGUCUAAUUUAACUUGGAGUAUUCUGGUACUGCCUCAUUCUGUGUUCGGAGACUCAGCCUCCUACCCGGGUGUUGUCAGCCAAGCAGUUAUGGCUUUCCUGGAUAGAAGCAGAAAUCUUAAAGCCUUUCAGCCUUUCUAAAUCAAAUUAGUGUCUCCUCGAAAACUCUGAAAACUUGACUUCUAAAACUUCUAGCAUGGUUCCUGAUAAUUUCUUCGCAAUGAUCAUGUAUGCUAAAUGUCUUGGCAGACUUGCCAUGGUUCUAAAAUGUGGAGAAAGACUGCUGCCUUUUUAUGCUUUUCUUGAAGGUGAAUUAUGAAGGGUUUUCUUUUUAGUGAAUAAUGUGCUAUGAAAGCACAAAUACAAAAAAUAAAGUUUAGUAUCAUGUUAUGAUUUUUUUUUUCCUUUCCCUCUAGGUUUUCUUUAGAUCCAACGAGAAUAGGAGAGUGGAUAAUGCAUAUGCUUUGUAAAGUCCAAAAUGUUGUGCCAAACAAACUUACUCCCCUUUGCUCAAAACACUUUGCAUCCUCUUGUUUUCAUCUAACUGGACAAACUACAUGACUUAGAAUAGAUACUGUUCCAAAGACUUGUCUUCAUAUAAAACUCAGGAAAACUGUGAAAUCUUCCUUGGCGGAAAGAUGUUUAUAUCCAAGAAGGAACGUCCAGCUUCAAAAGGAGACAGUAAGAUUGAGAAAAAGAAAGAAGAAUCAUAUUCAAACAGAAGGCAGAGCUUGUACAAUGAUACAUGGAAAUACUUGUAUCAUCAGAAGCUUAAAAUCAAAUAAUAUUUCACCAAGAGAUAUAUCUGAGCAAAUUAUAUUAAAUGCGUUAAGGAAUCUUCCCUUGGACGAGUUAAAACUACAAGAUAAAAAGAUGAGAUAUUUAUAUGAGAUUAAAAUCAGAUAUUUUGUAGAAGACAAUUUAGAAAAGCUUUUCAAAUCAAAAAGCACCUGUAAUCUUUCCUUUAGUAUUUAUGAUGAGUUAAUGCUAAAAUAUGAAUGAGUCACACUGAUAUGCUCUCACUCACUCACUCAGUGAUGGGAAAAAUCUCCUUUUUAUGGCUGUUUAAUUCUUCAAUACCUACCAGUUACUAAUGAAAACUUUAAAAUCUGGAAGAUGUUAAAAUGUGAUUUUUUGUUUUCACGUGUCUGCUGGAAGAGCUGGUUCUAUGAGUUUAGUCUUUCCCAAAAUGCAUACAAAAAACAUUUUUCUUUUGGAAGAGGCUUUACUUUUAGGAACGUAAUCGCUGCACAUAACUUUGGAUGGAACACACUUACUCAUGUAGCAGUUAACUUCCUCCUGUUAGAUGUUGCUAAAAAGAAUGGCAGUUUCCUCUCGGGAACCUCAGCGCCGUUUCCUUUAUCCCUGGAGAUUUACAACUGAAGAUCCUGUGUUGGUACUUGGGACGCUACAGAAGCCUCUUUGUAAGGACCCAUAGAACUGAAUGGGACAUUGAGGAGAAGUAAGCAAGCAAGGUCAGAAAAUGAACCACAGAACGCAUGCCCUCUUUAAGGCAAAGGAGACUGUAGCCUUUUUCUGUUGAGUUUGUAUUGUACUUGAAGCUUGUGCUUGUCCAUCUAGGCCAAGGUUAACAACAAAGACUGUGAUGAGUGUGUAAUGCUUUUUUUGCCCUUUGAUGGCACGACUGUGUUUCUUAAUUCUUCAAAUUGUGUACAUGGCUGAUCAAAAUGAAGAACCAGGAAAAAAUCUUGUACUGUUUUCAUUUCCCAUUCUACCAUAUGCACAUAAUUUACUAAUCAAAAAUAUUUUGGCAUUUAAUUCUUCUUAAGAUAAAAGAUUAAGAACAUCAUUAUUUAUAGGAUGUGGAUGCUACAGCCAAUUUCAUGUUAGAGACAUUCACCAGAUCAGCUAGUCAAACAUGCAAUCUUUUCUGAGAAUUAAAACAGUCGUCCCUUAGAGUGUUGUGUACAGGGAUAGUGUACUCUGCAACUUCAAUACCAAUUUGUGACACUGGGUGGAUCUCUGAAGUCAGGAGAACAAGAAAAGAAAUCUUUAAUUGGCACUGUCUUGGCAUAAGAAGAGUGGAUUGGGCUCCGCCCUGUUUGUUACCGUCUUGAUUUGUCUAUUUUUCAUCAUCUGCUUCAUAAGAGGACGAUUUGCUGUGGCAUCACCAUACUGUUUGUGACUGACAGAGUGGGAGUAAAUUAUCACGACAAAGCAGCAGAAUAGGCAGUUAAAUAUUCCUUCUGAUGAGAAACUUCAGUUGCUGAAAACACUGGGAAUCUGCAACCCUUUGUCACAGGACUUUAAAUCCUCUUGCUUUUGAAAUACUUUUUCUGCACCAGAUCUACUGGACUUAACAGGAGUCUUGAAAGACUCUGCGCUGGUCGUGCUUUGCAUCCUAUAGAUCUAGGUAAAAGAACUUUGCAACGUUCCAACACUUUAUACAACACAAUCACAGAAUGGUAGGGGUUGGAAGGGGCCUCUGGAGAUCAUCUCGUCCAACCCCCCUGUUUG
This is a messenger RNA of Phalacrocorax carbo (great cormorant), 3287 nucleotides long. NCBI's taxonomy places the organism in Eukaryota, Metazoa, Chordata, Aves, Suliformes, Phalacrocoracidae. The record is from RefSeq and is a predicted model, not a curated record.